AUGACGGCCUUCAUCCGUCAAGAAGCCCUGGAAAAGGCCCGCGAAAUCCAACUCAAGGCCGACGAAGAAUUCGCGAUCGAAAAGUCCAAGCUCGUGCGCGAGGAAAUCGCCGCCAUAGAUUCACAGUAUGAGAAGAAAUUCAAACAGGCGAGCAUGAGCCAGCAAAUCACGCGGUCGACCAUGGCGAACAAGACGAGGAUAAAGGUCCUGAGCGCAAGGCAGGAGCUGUUGGACAAGUUGUUCGAGGAGGCCAGGAAGAAGCUUGCCGACACGGGGAGUAAGAGCAAGAACUACGAAGAGGUGUUGAAGGGAUUGAUGCUCGAGGCGAUGUAUCUGUUGGCCGAGAAGAAGGUGAGUGUCAGGUGCCGGAAGGUGGACAAGGACAAGGUGCAGAGCGCGGCGAAGAAGGCGAGCGAGGAAUACAAGAAGCACAUGGGUAGUGAGAGCGAGGUCGUGGUGGAUGAGAAGGACUGGUUACCCGAGGACUCAGCGGGAGGUGUCUUCGUCCUUGGCAGCAAUGGCAAGAUCGAAUUGAACAACACUUUCGACGAGAGACUGCGCAUGCUGGAGUCCGAUGCCCUUCCUAGCAUCAGACUCACGUUAUUCGGCGACAACCAGAACAGGAAGUUCAAGGAUUAG
Messenger RNA from Cladophialophora carrionii CBS 160.54, 639 nucleotides. RefSeq lists its product as uncharacterized. NCBI's taxonomy places the organism in Eukaryota, Fungi, Ascomycota, Eurotiomycetes, Chaetothyriales, Herpotrichiellaceae. Gene Ontology annotation, cellular component: proton-transporting two-sector ATPase complex, catalytic domain. The record is from RefSeq and is a predicted model, not a curated record. Gene Ontology annotation, molecular function: proton-transporting ATPase activity, rotational mechanism. Gene Ontology annotation, biological process: proton transmembrane transport. Bases 1 to 639 code for a protein of 212 amino acids. The transcript has 2 exons.